AAUUAAAAUAUAUUUUAUGUUUUCUUGUUUUACAGAACUAAACACUAACACGGAAACAGAAACCCCGAAAUUGAAACACAGAAGUCAUCAAAUUCAAUUCAAUUUCUCAAUCUUUUGUCUCUUUUUUACUCCAAAACCCAUAAAUCCUAAUCCUCUCUCUUUCUCUGUUUCUGUCUCUUGAUGGAGGAUUAUCCGCAAUCUUCCAUCACGAGCAGAUAUACAAUCUUGCAAACCCUAUCCCUUUUUUCUCAUCAUCAAAAACCUUAAUCUCUCAAUUCCCCCAAAGUUUCAAGCUCUAUACCACUGAAUUCAGCUUUAAUUUCUACUAACAAGAGCGAUUAUUCUCUAAAGAUGUUUGCUUGGAACUUGGCGAAAUCGGCGGAGGCCGUGUUUUCACGCUGGGCUAUGAAGCGGCUCUUCAAGUUCCUAUUGAAGAAGAAAUUAGGGCAAUUCAUAUUGGGUGACAUUGACCUUGACCAGCUUGAUAUUCAGCUGAGGCAAGGAACUAUCCAGCUUAAUGAUCUUGCCCUUAAUGUUGAUUAUCUUAAUGAUAAGUUUGAUGCAACUACACCAUUGGUUAUAAAGGAAGGAUCAAUUGGCUCUUUAUCAGUUAAAAUGCCUUGGAAGGGUAAAGGGUUCCAGGUUGAGGUGGAUGAGCUUGAGCUUGUGUUUUCGCUUGCAGCUUGUUCGACCAAUAAAACACCGGCUGGAGAUAAAAAUAGUGGUCUAAAUCGAGAUAGUGAUUCUUGUGUACAAAAUGAUGGUGGAAAUCAUGGGUAUUAUAUGAUGGAUGGUGCUGCAAAAUCAAGUAUUGGUGAUGUACAUGAAGGUGUUAAGACAAUUGCAAAGAUGGUUAAAUGGUUUCUGACAAGCUUCCAUGUAAAUGUAAAAAGUUUAAUUGUUGCAUUUGAACCGUAUUCAGCGGAUCAGAAGAAGUUUCAGAAUCAGAAAAUAUUGGUGCUUCGAAUAUCUGAAACAGAAUGCGGAACUUGUGUUUAUGACGAUGAUAAAUCAUAUUCUGAUUCAAGAGUUGAGAGCUUUCUAGGAAUAAGUCAUUUAACAAACUUUAUCACAUUUCAAGGAGCAGUGCUUGAACUGCUUCAGAUGGAUGACGUUGACAAACAAACUUCCUCUUCUUGUCCACUAGGUUCAAGUUUUAGUGAGUUGUUUUCAGGGCACUGUCUACGAGAUGCUACAUCUCCGAUUAUGACUGGGGGUAAAGAUGGAUUUUCAGGGAAUUUAAAGUUAAGUAUCCCAUGGAAGAAUGGUUCUUUAGACAUUCGCAAAGUGGAUGCGCAUGUUUCUAUUGAGCCUAUGGAGUUGAGAUUUCAACCCAGUACAAUUAAGUGGUUGUUACUUUUAUGGGAAACUUACAAGGCUUUGGAUGAGGAGAUGCAUAACAAGUCAACAGACUCUAUUGACUUGAACUUAUCCUCUCAUCUCUAUUCAUCAACUUUCAUGAGUACUAAGGUUGCUACAGAUAAGGUGAUCCCCGUUCAUGGUAGUUUUUUCUCUGCUUUUUCUUCUUUGACUGGGCAAGAGUCGACAAGUGAAGCUAUGCUACCUGGACCACAUCUUAUACCUAACUGGGUCCCAAAUUCUGUCAAAGAAAAUAAUAAAGAUCUUAGCCAAGAAGAACUUGACCUUGGGACAAGUGUGGACCAGUUUUUUGAAUGCUUUGAUGGAAUGAGAAGUUCACAAUCAGCUUUGGGAAGCAGCGGAAUGUGGAACUGGACGUGUUCUGUUUUCAGUGCUUUAACUGCUGCAUCAAGCCUUGCAUCUGGAUCUUUGCAUAUUGAGGAGCAGCAUGUUCAAACUAACUUUGAAGCAACUUUGGCUGGAAUUUCUAUCAUGUUAUCUUUCCAAGAUGGUCAGGAUUAUCCGUACAAUCCAGAGGGUGAUCAAUUUACUAAUGGUUCAAAUGUCCAUUAUAUGGUUGCAGAAUGCAACGGCAUAUUUGUUGCUUUGCAGGUAUGUCCUCAAGAAAUGAGGUUUGAAGGAAAAGUGAAGUAUAUUGAGGUGUCUGAUUAUUCACUGAAUGAAAAUGAUGCUGUGAACUUCCACUUCAGGGAGUGUAGUAGUGAUAGCAAGAGUCCAACUAUUUCUGUUCAACAACUGCAAGGUGAAGUUCAAUGUGCUCUUCCUCCAUUUUCCUCAUCUUCCCAAGAUCCCAAGUCAAAUGAAUCAGGUGCUGAAAAUGCUUCAGAGUCCGUCUUUAGACAUAUGACCAAAAUCAAACUUCUCAGUACCUCAGGCAUGACUCAUUGCCAAUUUGCUAUAAAAUCUGAUUCUUUAGAUGGAAGUUUUACAGGGCCAGCAUCAUUUUCAUUGCAAUUACCACAUUUCUUACUGUGGUUGAACUUCUGGUCAAUUCAUGUGUUAUUAGAUCUUCUAAAGAACAUAGCUAGUCAUGUCAAAAUGAAUAGUCAAGGAAAAGAAUUUUCACAUGUCAAUCAGAAACAUGGAUCUUCUGUUGGAGCUGUGAAAAAGGAUCCAUCCACUGGUGUGGCAACAAUGUCUUCAAGAGAAACUCUGAAAGGUAAUAUAUCAAUACCUAAUGCGAGGGUCAUUCUGUGUUUCCCUUUUGGAACUAGUAAAGAUGGAAGCUACUUUUUCUGGGAUCAAUUUAUUGCUAUCGAUAUUACCCCGCCAUGGACUUCCAGAAAAGGAAAAGUUCAAGACUCUAAUUUAUGGUCAGAUGUCCAUCCUUGGAAGAGGUAUACUUCAAAGGCCACAAGAUCAUUACAUUUGAGUAUUGGUAAUGUAAAAGUUUAUGUUGUCAAUCGAACAUGUGAAAGUGAUGGUGGAACUGGUUCUGAAAGGCAGGCAUUUUAUGCUGAGAAUAUUUUAUCUGUCAGCAACAGAGCUGAUUGUCUUUCUACUGUUAGUAUGCUAUGGCAAGAGGGUUCUAUGACCAGUCCCUUGGUUGCUGAGAGAGCCAAGUCCUUGGCUACUUCUCUGGAAUCUGGGAGCAGGAAAAAAACCACAAUGCAAGGUUCUGAAUUUGCAUCUGUAGCUGCUAUGAAGGACCUGGAAGACACAACUUCUCGAAAUCAAGAAGAGAUUAUCUUGAGCUCUGCAUUUUUCCUGCAUAUUCAUCUAUUUCCUGUUACCAUCGAUCUUGGCAGUUCUCAGUAUGCUAAUUUGCAUAAUCUUUUAGAUCAGAUGGCUAAUGCAUUAUCACGAGCAGCUGGUGAGAAAGUGAAUACUGAGGAAGCAUCAUUUGUGUGUCAAACAUCAGUCCUUGUGGAAUGUGUUUCUGUAGAGAUUUUAAUUAGACCAGAUAUAAAAGAGGACAUAAAUGGUCCAUUGCAGAAUGAACUUCCUGGAUCCUGGCAUUGUUUAAAGUUGAAAGUUCAGAAGCUUGAUUUGUUGUCUGUCUCAAAUAUUGGAGGCAUUGAAGGUGCCAAUUUCUUUUGGCUAGUCCAUGGAGAAGGCAAGUUGUGGGGUUCCGUCACUGGGGUUCCAGAUCAGGAAUUUCUUCUGAUUUCUUGUAGCAACACCACAAGGAAACGUGGUGAUGGUGGAGGUUCAAAUGCGCUAUCUGCUAGGUUGGCUGGUUCUGAUGUUGUUCACCUAUGGGAUCCAAAUAGCUUCCAUGAAUUUACAUCUAUUACUGUCAGAUGUGGCACGAUUGUCGCUGUUGGUGGUCGCUUGGAUUGGUUGGACUCAAUAUGUUCCUUUUUCACCUUGCCGUCUCAUGAAGUCGAGAAAGCGGGUGACAAUUUGCCAAAAGGGAAUUUAAAUGCACCUUGUGGAACUACUUUCGUUAUUAAGUUGGUUGAUAUUGGUUUAAGCUAUGAGCCCUAUUGGAAGAAUUUGGUGAUUACCAAUCUCCAUCCUGAGUCCAGUUCCUCAUAUCACAAAGAAGAAAAAACUGAGCAGCAUGUUGCUUGUCUGUUAGCUGCAUCCUCCUUGACUUUUUUGAGUACAACUAGAGAAGAUUUUACGGCUAAUGAUUACAAAAUUAGAGUGCAAGAUAUAGGGUUCCUUCUUUGUUCAGCAUUUGAGAGUCUCGGUGGCAAUUACAGUGUAGAAUAUCUUCGUGAGAUGGGUUAUGUUAAGGUUGCUCGGGAGGCACUUGUUGAAGCAAUUUUGAGAACAGACUGUAGAAGUGGUCUUCCCUGGGAGUUAGAAUGUUCAGAGUCUCACAUUUAUGUUGAAACUUGCCAUGACACUACUUCUGGUUUGAUACUGUUGGCUGCUCAACUCCAGCCACUGUUUGCUCCUGAUUUGGAGGAAUCAUAUGCGCAUCUACAGGCUCGGUGGGAUAAUGUACAUCAGGCCAGAGAGAGUAAUGAACUCAAUGAUGAUGGUAGAUCUCCCACUUAUAAUCCUUCUUUGUCAACUUCUCAAGUGCAAGCUUCUGGUGUAGAUACAAAUAAUAAACUUGGGAGUGUUGGUUUGAUGGAUGAAAUAUGUGAUGAUGCUUUUUGUUUGGAUGGGAAUGAGGAUUGCCAAUUCGAUUCUAUUGAAUCACGAGUUUGGAUUUCAUCUGAUGAAAGCCCCCUUGGAGAGGCUUGCUGCUUGAAUAUUGGAACUCCUGAGAUUGUCUCCGAGGAUUUAUUUUGUGAUGGAUCAGUGCCUCCAAUAGGAUUGGAGGGUAGUCAAACCUCAUAUUUACAGAAUGGUACCUUGCCAGAACUCAUAGAAGGCUAUUGCUUGUCUGACUUACGCCCCUUAUCGGAAUUAUCAUUGGGCAGGCAAUCACCAUCUGAGAUUCUUAAAUGCCAUUCCAGAAAUUUUGGGGAUGCAGAACUUGGAAGAGGAAAUAGUGGAUGGUAUGGGGAUGCCUCUUUAAGCGUUGUUGAAAAUCAUAUUUCUGAAGCAAGUCAGGAGGCUAGCCUGAAUCAGGUUUUGGAAGACAAGCUUCCAUCUUUUGAGUGUACAGGAUCUGAUGAAUGUGGAAGGCCCACAGGGCGUAUACUUCUUAACAAUAUCAGUGUGAGCUGGAGAAUGUUCGCUGGUACUGACUGGCAUUCACAUGAAAGGAAUGGUGAGCCCAAUAGAAGCCUUCAAGGAAGGGAUACAACUUCUUAUCUAGAGAUUGUAUUAUCUGGGAUGCAAUUUGUUUAUGACUUUUUCCCAGUUGGCGGAAUAUAUGCUUCUAAGCUUUCUCUUUCAGUUCAGGAUUUUUACCUUUGUGACAGGAGCAAAUCUGCACCUUGGACACGGGUACUAGGAUAUUAUCGUUCAAAAGGCCGCCCUAGAGAGUCCUCUUCAAAAGCCUUUAAGCUGGAGUUGGAAGCUGUCAGACCAGAUCCUCUAACCCCUCUUGAGGAGUACCGAUUGCAUGUAGCCUUACUUCCUAUGCUAUUGCAACUUCACCAGAGCCAACUUGAUUUUCUCAUUGCCUUUUUUGGAGCAAAAAGCUCAUUGGCUGACCAGUCUGCGGAUCAUAAUCAAAAUUCAGGUGGUGCAAAACCAUCUGCUGCAAAGAAUCUUGCAGGACAUAGAAUUGCAGUUGAGGCAUUGCUCCCCUAUUUUCAGAAGUUUGAUGUGCGGCCUACUGUUCUUCGGGUUGACUACAGUCCUCACCGUGUUGAUCUAGCAGCACUGGGCGGCGGGAAGUAUGUGGAACUUGUAAAUCUUGUCCCUUGGAAGCAAUUUUUGAUGCAGGGGGUUGAGCUGGAGCUCAAACAUGUUCAGGCUGCUGGUGUUUAUGGCUGGGGCAACGUAUGUGAAACAAUUCUAGGGGAAUGGUUGGAGGAUAUUUCUCAAAAUCAGAUACAUAAAGUUUUGCAAGGCAUUCCUACUGUACGGUCCUUGGUUGCUGUGGGUACUGGCGCUGCGAAACUUGUUUCUUUGCCAGUUGAGAGCUAUAGGAAGGAUCGGAGAGUGCUCAAAGGAAUGCAGAGAGGUACAAUUGCAUUUCUUAGAAGUAUAUCACUUGAAGCAGUUGGACUUGGGGUGCAUUUGGCAGCAGGGGCUCAUGACAUUUUGCUCCAAGCAGAAUGUAUUCUUGCAACAAAGAUUCCUUCUCCUGUAUCAUGGUCUGUAAAAGGCAAGACAAAACAAAAUAUAAGGUGUAAUCAGCCAAAAAAUGCCCAACAAGGAAUUCAACAGGCAUAUGAGAGCCUCAGCGAUGGCCUAGGGAGGUCUGCUUCUGCUUUAGUUCAGACACCAUUGAAAAAAUACCAGCGUGGAGCCAGUGCAGGAUCUGCCUUGGCAACUGCUGUACGGAGCGUUCCUGUUGCUGCUAUAGCUCCAGUUUCUGCUUGUGCAAGUGCAGCACAUUAUACUCUCCUUGGUCUUAGAAACAGCCUUGACCCUGAGCACAAGAAGGAGUCCAUGGAUAAGUAUCUAGGCCCCACUCAGCCACAUGAUUCAGAUUGACUUAUUUAUUGGGCAGCAGCAUAACCCAACUGAUGAUGCAUCCUUCCUGUCCUCUCCAAAAUUCUCUGUUAGUCUUGGUGUCAUGCAUCCAGUGGAUAGAACCACGAAAAGAUUCUUUCUUGCUAAUUUGUACAUACUGUAAAUAUUGAUGGUUGCUUAUAAGAUCUUAGCAGUAGUGGGAGUUAAUUGUAAAUUAUAGUUAUCCAGAUUGGUUGCUAGGUCAUAGAAGAUAACCCUUGAUUCUUUUAUAGGCUUUAUCACAAUGUAUGUUGUUUAUAUAUAUAUAUUCAUUGUACAUAAUCAAGAAAGAUCAAGUUUUGACCACUUCUAUUUGAUUACUGGUAGUUCUUUAUUUGAUGCAACAUUCUGAAACUUAAAAUGAAUGUAACGCCAAGUUUUGUUUGUUCA
Molecule: messenger RNA, 6744 nt
Organism: Ricinus communis (castor bean)
Lineage: Eukaryota; Viridiplantae; Streptophyta; Magnoliopsida; Malpighiales; Euphorbiaceae
Product: autophagy-related protein 2
Exons: 14
Coding region: 352-6336 (1994 amino acids)
Biological process (GO): autophagy of mitochondrion; reticulophagy; piecemeal microautophagy of the nucleus
Cellular component (GO): extrinsic component of membrane; phagophore assembly site
Molecular function (GO): phosphatidylinositol-3-phosphate binding
Source: RefSeq, a predicted model, not a curated record